AUGAUUGUGGACUUCAGGAAGAGCACUGUCCCCCCGCCCCCACCCUCCGUGAUGGACUCCCCCAUCACCUCUGUGGAGUCCUUCCGUUUCCUGGGCACCACCAUCACCCAGGACCUCAAGUGGGAGCCGACCAUCAGCUCCCUCAUCAAGAAGGCCCAGCAGAGGAUGUACUUCCUGCGGCAGCUCAGGAAAGCCAAGCUGCCUGCACAGAUGUUGGUGCAGUUCUACACGGCCAUCAUCGAGUCCAUCCUCACCUCCUCCAUCACCGUGUGGUUCGCUGGAGCCACAGUCAGGGACAAACAGAGACUACAGCGCAUCGUGCGCUCUGCAGAGGAAGUGAUCGGCCGCAGCCUCCCAUCGCUGCAGGACCUGUCACAGAUGCCGAGCAUACGUGUAAUCAGGAAACGACAAAGAAAGUUCCGUAUUUGGAAUCCGGUGGCCAUGCAGGGGGCCAUUGAUGAAGUGCGGGCAGACAGGCUCUCUUAUAGGCAGGCAGCUGUCCAUUUUGGGGUCCCCAAGUCCACCCUGCGAGACCGAGUCAGUGGGAAAGUGGCCUCUGACAGCACCUAUGGUCAGAGGCCACUUCUCUCUGAGAAAGAUGAGAAUGCGCUGGUGGAGUACUGCCUAUACUCCGCCAGCUUUGGAUUCCCACUGACAAAGUCACAGGUGGUGACCCACGCUCUGGCAAUUUUCAACCGGCGCCACCCACAAACACCAAAGGUGGCGCUGAGCCAGACGUGGUGGGUCAACUUCAGGGAGAGACAAAAACAACGGCUCACCACCAGGACCCCAGAUAUUAUUGACCGUGGGAGAGCAUCCUGUGCGAAGAGGGGGCCUGUCGAGGACUAUUUCAAUCUACUGUCCUCGACAAUGGACAGGUACGGGCUGAGAGGGAAACCCCACUGCAUCUACAACUGCGACGAGACGGGGUUUCAGCUGGACAGCCAGAGGAGGAAAGUCGUCGUGCCCCGGGGUACCAAGCACACUUACAGACAGGCUCCAGGCACCAGGGAGCAUAUCACCGUCCUGGCUUGUUUAAAUGCGGCUGGGGAGGAUAUCCCCCCAUUCAUUAUCUACAAGGGGGGAUAUCCGGGGGGCCCUUAUAAUAAAGAAGGGGUCCCCAAUGCUCUUUAUGGGAAGUCACCGGCUGGAUAUAUGGACAAUGAUCUGUUUGUGAAGUGGUUUAACCAGCACUUCCUAAAACAUGCCACCCAGGAGCGCCCGCUGCUGCUGGUUAUGGACGGUCAUGCAUCACACCUCGGGCCAGAGCUGAUCCAGGCGGCACAGGGGGCAGGGGUCAUCCUUUUGUGCCUCCCGCCGCACACGUCACACAUCCUUCAGCCCUUGGAUGCUCACAUCCAAUUUUUUUGGACCCUUGAAGGCAGAUUUUGCAGGCACAACUGGGGAUCUGUCGGCUGUGAGCCACUCCUUUACACUUUCCAAAAAGGAGUUUUCAAGGGUCCUCAAAAACUCAUAUCUGAAGAUGAGGGAUAG
Messenger RNA from Knipowitschia caucasica, 1494 nucleotides. The record is from the annotation of a GenBank genome assembly. Lineage: Eukaryota; Metazoa; Chordata; Actinopteri; Gobiiformes; Gobiidae.